AUGGCAGAGUCAGCUCAAAGGCCGCCACGGCGACCAGGGCUUCAUGGAAUAUAUGGCUUCCGGUGUGGUCCGGUCCUUGUCUAUCCCGCUGUUGGGCUAUGGGCUAAGGACAAAGGGAAUCUCCAAUCAUAUAACCACCGGCCAGAAGACAUCUUCUGGGGCCAGCUGAGCGGUGUCACCACCGUCGUCAAUCACGCGCACAUGACAUACUCCCCCGAGCAUGCCAAGCAAGGAAUCAAAAACAUCAGUAUCUUCGGGAAUCCUAUCAGUCUUCUGCUACACAUCGAUCCGCCGCAUCCGAGAGUGGUCAUCAACUUAGCUGCACCGUUCGGUGAUGGGCGGGUGAGCCUCUGUCUCGCGGUAGACUUUGAUGUCCCCUACGACAGCGUGGUCGACUUAUGGCAAAAGACCCAGGUCCUGGGGAUAAAGCUCCUCACUACGCAUUAUGUUGCCGGGUUUAUGCCAAACGCCAUCCAACUCCUAUCCUCCGCCAGCCAGCUAACAUCGCGAGUACUAAUAUCUUACGGAAAUGGGAUCUCUGAACUAGACGCCCUCACGCUGAAACCUCAGGACGCCUUUGUCUGCAGCACGCCCGAAACAGAAAUGCAAAUGGGCCUUAGCGAUCCAGUUGCCUUCCUCUGUGAUUUCAAAUCACACACCUGCGUUGGGGUCGACUGCCACUCGAACAAUUCCUCGGACAUCCUCACCCAGAUCCGACUGAUGCUGCAACAUACCCGUGCCAUUCGCAAUACCCAUGCCCUUCAGAGCAGCCAGUAUCCCAGUGUUGAUGUCCAUCUUCAAGAGGCGUUUAAUCUGGGCACGAUCCAGGGGCGCUCAGGCUUUUAA
This is a messenger RNA of Aspergillus nomiae NRRL 13137, 846 nucleotides long. RefSeq lists its product as uncharacterized. The record is from RefSeq and is a predicted model, not a curated record. The transcript is spliced from 5 exons. Bases 1 to 846 code for a protein of 281 amino acids. NCBI's taxonomy places the organism in Eukaryota, Fungi, Ascomycota, Eurotiomycetes, Eurotiales, Aspergillaceae.